AUGCAAUUUACUGACGAAUUAGCUAUAAAAGAUGUUGGUUCAUAUGGAAUCUACAAAAGACGAGGAAGAGUUAAAUUCGUAAAGUCAAAAGAGCUUACAUCGUCUAUUCAAACAGAAGAACAUACUGGAGCCAAUAUUUCCGAGUUCUAUCGCUCACUAUUCAGUGAACGGACGACAGAUCAAAACAAGCAAGUAGAUACACCUCUUGCAACGCCACAAACAUAUACUUGCACUGUUUGUAACUUAGAAGUUCCGACUGGCUCUCGCCUCAAGCAUGAGCAAGCUACAGCUCAUUUGUCCUCAAAAGCUCAUAUACAAAACAACUACCGUCCAUCUCUUAUAAAACAGGGACACAUUGGGUACGAAACGAUGUCGAGGUUAGGAUGGUCACCAAACAAUCAAGCCGGCCUCGGUGCAAGCUCACAAGGACGCAUCUACGCUUUAAAAACAGACAAGAUAAAAAACGACUCUUUUGGAAUAGGUUUUGACUAUACAGUUAAUACAAUUAGAAAACAAAACCGGCAAUCGCUAGGAAAACGCGAAUGUUGCCGAAUGCACAAGGAGGAAGUACGUAAAAAACAAAUGCUUUUACAGUACUUUUCGCAUUAA
Molecule: messenger RNA, 609 nt
Organism: Schizosaccharomyces japonicus yFS275
Lineage: Eukaryota; Fungi; Ascomycota; Schizosaccharomycetes; Schizosaccharomycetales; Schizosaccharomycetaceae
Product: RNA-binding protein
Exons: 1
Coding region: 1-609 (202 amino acids)
Molecular function (GO): nucleic acid binding
Source: RefSeq, a predicted model, not a curated record